ACCCAUGGUCCUCCACGGACACAACCAUCACGGGCGUAACUUGGACAGCAGACCCCAUGACGGCGGAAGGAAGAGCAAGAGGGGGGCGUCGAGACUGGCCACCGUCGUGUGGAUACCGGCGUCCGUGCGCGUGGUGAUGGCAUGGUGGCGCAAGAAGGUCGUGUUCCUGGUGUGCCGCGUGCUCCGUCUCCAUCCACGUCCGCGACCGCAAGACAGGGAGAUGCAUCUGGAAGGAGGCACUGGGGCAACAUCAAGAAGUUCUGUUAAACUGAUUCAUAGCAGCGUCUCAAUGUUCAAUCAGAAGAAGCGCGACAUUCUGGUUUCUAUAGGGUGGGAGGUAUCCUCCAUAUCCCUGAGCCGAACAAGCUAAAUCUAAAGCCGGAUGUGUUCUUGCUUACACAUGUGGACAUAGAUAUAGGAGGGCAAUUGUAAUUGAUGAUGAUAGAACUUGCCCGUUUGAUGCCACGGACGUUGGGAAGGUAUUCGAUCAGGAUCCCUUGGACAGGCGCUCGUGUUGCUAACAAGAAGAAUGACUGCAUUCAGUCAGCAGCCAAGGAGAUCAGAAGCCGUUUAGGGAUUAUAGGG
Messenger RNA from Triticum aestivum (bread wheat), 585 nucleotides. RefSeq lists its product as uncharacterized. Bases 5 to 370 code for a protein of 121 amino acids. The record is from RefSeq and is a predicted model, not a curated record. The transcript is spliced from 2 exons. Lineage: Eukaryota; Viridiplantae; Streptophyta; Magnoliopsida; Poales; Poaceae.